Tuber aestivum (summer truffle) is the source of this 2424-nucleotide messenger RNA. The record is from the annotation of a GenBank genome assembly. Lineage: Eukaryota; Fungi; Ascomycota; Pezizomycetes; Pezizales; Tuberaceae.
AACCAUGAAUGAGAAGAACAGUAGGCAAGGUCUCCCUACAAAGACAAACAUUUUAACCACAUAACCCUAACCCUUUUAGUCUUGGCAUAUUACUAAGCAUUUUCUUGAAUUACCCAUGAGGGCUGAUUUCAAAUGCCCGGCACCAUACUAUAUAGAUUCUAAACCGCAAUCAUGUGCCAGCACUCACCUCCGUGUCCACCACCUUUAGUGUAACAUGUCUUCAUCGCUUUUAUUGGCACCUACCCCGUAGGUCUCUGCGCUAACUCUUUCCUGUACGAGUACUUAUCCCAAGCCCAACCACCACUACUUGUGCGAUGGGAACCCCUACAACCCCCCCUGAACUAUUCCCAAUCUACCUCGUCAACUCCCGCUACUUCCUCUACGAUGCCGAUGGUAACACUCUCCACUCUCCCAUCCAUCACCCCGCUAACCUUUCCAGUGAUUUCCGAUGUCCGCCGCACACACCGGAUGUCAGGCUGUCUGACCGGAACCCUGCCACAGAUCCCACAACAAAACAUAUUUCUUGGCCUACCAUUAGAACUAAUGCCGGAGGAGGCCCUCCUACUAGUUGAGAAAGGCGCCGCGUACAUUAUUGACGACGUGAGUGCCCAUGAGCGUGGCCUGCGCGGCAUGGGGGAGGUGGAUAAAAAGGAAUAUCUGGAGGAGCUCGAGCAAGAUCGGAAAAGGGAGGUUGAGGAGUAUAUUCGGAGGGUGGAGGAGAAGAGGGAUAUUUUUGUUCGGAGGAGUAAUGGUGAGGGGGGAGAGGUGGAUGGCCUCGAGCAAACAGCUAGAGGUGAUGGGGACAACGAAGAGGGGAGAAGGAUAUUCGAGAAUUCAUCGGUACCAAACCCGAUAAAGGCUUCGACAGCUACAACAGCUACGAAUGUGCUUAUCUACUAUCCGACACCGUCCUCCUCCCAUCCAAUAUACCACUACCACCCCGACCCCUCUGAUAUGCUGGCCGCCGGGCCGCAGCCAGAAAGAACCCAGGGAUAUCCACUCUACAAGCACCUUCACGAACGUGGAUACUUCCUCUCGCCUGGACUUAGGUUCGGGUGUCAGUAUAUGGCGUACCCUGGAGAUCCGUUGCGGUUCCAUUCGCACUUUGUCGUUAACGGUUUGGGAUGGGAUGAAGAGAUUGAGAUGCAGGAUGUGGUUGGCGGGGGGCGCUUGGGGACAGGGGUUAAGAAGGCAUGGAUGGUCGGGGGAGAAGAUGGGGAGGGACAGGUUAGGACAUUUUGUGUGGAAUGGGGUGGAUUUUAGGUGGAUGGUGUUCCGGGUGUCAUCUAGGUGGAGGGAUGAGUGGGGUUGGGGAGUCUCCAUGAGAGGACAUCAAUUCAGGAUCCAAAGAAGGUAAUUUUUCUUUGUAACAUUAUUAUACAAUGCGCGCCCCUCCACUUCCACUCCCUGCCUUUAUCAAAUAUGUGAAUUGUAGCCACGCGUGGAUAGGUCAAAGCGGUUACAAACCCGAUUAGCUCCCCCUAUCCAUCCGUCAUAAAGAAAUCAAAAACCCACCUUAAACCUCCUUAAUUGCUUCCUCUCAGCAACCCUCCUCUUGUCCUCCUCGAACUUCCUCAGCAACUCUAUCUGUUGAUUCUUCCUUCCUUCUCGCACCUGGAACCUGUAAAAGCCUUCGUGCUUAUCCUUUCGCUUCUUCUCGAGCGCCGCCUUCACCUCCUCCUGCCGCGCCGGCGCCGUCCUCCCACCUCGAAGAACAGUGAUGAACCCGUCCUCAUCGGGCACCUGUCUACGUUUGGCGAGCGCGCGAAGUCUUGCGCGCUCCUCCCCUUCGAAAACUGCCAUGAACGUGUUUACCGAGGCCUGCAGGUGGACCUUGGAAGGGUGGGUUAAGUUAUGAUGCGUUAAGUACCCUACGAAUAACCGUAUCAGGAAUUUUGAAGGGUGAACGGGAGAACGUGAGGUAGCAGCAUACGUGAUAUCCCAAGUGCAGGUAUAUUUAUAACCUCGCUAAUCCCAUCACCCCAAACUACGGCCGUAGUGGAAACCUUGCCUGCCGCUUUAAUUGCCAUGUCCCUACUCGGCUUAUCCACGAACACAACAACAGCUGUACUCCCGCUUUUGCGUAACGGUCUGUCCCACACAUCGCCCCCAACCUCUUCAUCCUCACUGGCGCGCUUCCGCUUCCCAUGCCCACAUCUAGCACCUCCACCCUCUUCGAAAAUCACUCUCUCCACCCGGCCGCCACCAAUUUUAGUGAACAGUGCGCGGAAGUGCGUAGUUGUGGAGUCGAUGGGGACGUUCACGGCGAAUAGCGAGCGAGGGUCAUGUGGCGCCAGCUGCUUGGCGGAGUGCUUGCGGAAAUAAAGGAAGUGGGUUGCUGUUCCGGCAAGGGGCGUGGCCGGGAUGGUUAUUGGGAGGAUUGUGUAGCUGGCGAUUUGUGCUGGCGGGGACAUUUUUCGGGGU